Molecule: messenger RNA, 369 nt
Organism: Gryllus bimaculatus (two-spotted cricket)
Lineage: Eukaryota; Metazoa; Arthropoda; Insecta; Orthoptera; Gryllidae
Source: the annotation of a GenBank genome assembly
GCGGUGCCGGCGGCGGUGGCGCCGGCCGUGGAGACGCUGCAGGACGCGCUGUGCUGCCACGUGACGGCCACGUCGUGGGACGCGCUCUUCCGCCGCACGCUGGUGCACGGCCGCCUCUCGCAGCCCCUUCGCCCGGCCGCCGCGCCCGAUGCCGUGCAGGGCGGCACGGAGGCGGGCCGCCUGUUCGCGGAGGUGCUGCGCUCGCUGGUGGCGCUGAGCAACGCGUGCGAGGGGACGGCGGCGUGGGCGGCGGGCGCGCCGCUGGCGGAGCUGCCGCUCGUCGAGCAGAUCCCCGUGCUGCACCGCCUCGACCACUCGGUGAGACUUCGCCAACGGCACGGCACGAACGAUGAGAGGACAAGUUGGCGU